AUGCGAGCAGCAGCAGCAGGCAGGGCGCCUUGGGGCGUGGUGAAAGGGGUGUUCUGUGGCUUGCUGGCGAAGAUGGGCACACACAGAGUGUCGCUCCGAGCGUUCAACGAGUAUCUCCAUGUGUGCCAGCUGGCACUGCCGCCCGCAGCCGCCCUCCUUGAGAUGCUUGCCGGGCUCAGGUGGAUGGCGCAGGCUGGCACUAUUGAUAAUGACACAGUUGAUGGCCGUGCCCCGCACAUACUGCCGGACGCCGCCACCCUCAACACGCUGACAUUUGAGUCGACUCAAAAGGCUGGCACUGUUGGUGGCGACACUGGUGAUGGCAGUGCCCCGCACAUACUGCCGGACGCCGCCACCCUCCCUGAGAUGCUUGCUGGGCUCCGGUGGAUGGCACAGGCUGGCACUAUUGGUGGUGACACAGUUGAUGGUGAUAGUAACGAUGGCACUGUUGAUAAUGGUGCACCGCACAUACUGCCGGACGCCGCCACCCUCAACACGCUGAUGCCGGCAAUGAGACGAGCCGACCGGGCGGCAGCAGGACUUCUGCUGUAUGAGUUGCUGGUGGGGGGGAAGGAGGAGGGCAGAAAGGAAGACCGGGAUUUGCCGGUGGGUAGGGAGGAGGAUAAAAGGGUAGAUGGGGAGGGAGACGGGGAGGAAGGGGUUGGAGGGGAGAGGGAGGGGAGGAAGAGUGGUGGUGGGUUGACUCGUUUGACUUUGGGAGACUGGGCUGAAUUUGGCCGAACAGGCAGACUGCGGGUGCUGGAGAGACAGCUUCAGGGGAUGGAAGAGAGGAGCAAGGCCAAAGCGUCAACGCCUUCCCAGUCACCCAAGUCAACCAAGGGUGCACUCAAGGCGGAUGCACACAUGUGCAGCGCUGCCCUGAGUGCGUGCAGGCGGAGGGGGCUGUGGUGGGAGGCCGAUGCUGUGUGGGCGCUCAUGGAGAGACGCGGCAUCCGCCCCACACCAGCUUGUCUCACAACUAUGGUUUCAGUGAUGGCACGGGCAGGGAAGAGCGAGCGAGCACAGCAGGUGGUAGAAAGGGCACAGGCAGCAGGAGUGGCGGUGCAGCAGCAGACAGCCAACGCGCUUCUGGACGCUCUGGCGUCCACAGGGGAUGUGCGCCGCACUGCUGCCCUCUUCUCACGCCUCUUCCUGCCCUCUGGAAACUUCUCUCUCCUCAUGGAUUCCCCGAAGAAGGGCCUGAGACCCUCCUUGCAGGCAGACACGUUCUCCUUUAACGCUCUGCUUAAAGCCCAUGCGAGACGGCUGCAGACUGUGGGAGCAGUGCAAACGGUGCAGUCGGUGCAGUCUAUGGCCCAGCCCCCGAACCUCCAGCCAAGGUUUGGAAACGGAGUCAGGCUCGGCAACCAGACCUGCUUGGAGGCUGCCGCUGCAGGUCCAGAAGUGGUUAUGUUAAGCUCGGAGGCUGCAGGUCCGGAAGCUGGUAACUUAGGCUCGGAGGCUGCAGGUUCGGAGGCCAUCGGAUUAGGGGCUACUUCUGAGGAGUCUCAAGAGGGGGAAGUCAGCAGUAUGGGUAUGGGAGCAUGGAAAGAGCAGCAGGAGGCGGGAUCUGAUUCUGGUGAUGCCAAGGGCAAGGCGAGCAAGGAUGUGAACGGGUGGGCAGUGCAGGGUCCUGUGGAGGUGUUUGAAGCGCCUCAAAAGUCGGCUCAAGAGGAGGGGGGCAGCAGCAGGGGUAUGGGAGCAUGGAAACAGCAGCAGGAGGCGGGAUCAGGUUCUGGUGAUGCCAAUGGCAAGUGGGGAAGUGAUGUGAACGGGUGGGCAGAGCAGGGCCCUGUGGAGGUGUUUAAAGCGAUGCAGAGGAUGGGGAUUGCCAUUGAUGAGUACAGCAUCUCGCUAUACGCACCUUCACUAGAAGCACUGCGGGAUGCCGACGAGGCGUCAUCCCUGCUCGAUAUAAUCACAUCUCACGGCUAUCACAGCAGCCGUUUCUUCCCCCUCUGGUGCUCCCACAUUGUGGGGGCGUGUGUGGGGCGGGGGGGAGAGGGGGAGGCGGGGAGGGAGGACGUGCGGAGGGGCAUGGAGGUGUAUGGAAGAAUGAGGGGGAUAGAGAGGGAGGAGGAUGGGGCGUUGGAGAAAGUAAUUUGGACGCUGCUGCGAGCUUGCGAGGAGGUGGGUCUAUGGCAAGAAGCGAAGCAGCUAUUAGAGGACUACCGGACCCUCAGGCAGACCUUGCAGGCCAAUGCUCCCCGUUUCCCCACUCGCGCCAAGUCUCCCCUCACGCCUGUCAGCAUCAUCAUGCCGAUUCACAAUGCAGAGCCAUUCCUGCAAGAAGCAAUCGACUCCAUUCGAGCACAGAGUUACAAAGGACUCAUGGAGCUUGUAGUCUUUGAUGACGGACCGAGCACCGACCAAUCACGGGCCAUCCUCGAGGCAAAUCGCUCCGCGCUUGCCGCCCGGGGCAUCGCCCUGAAGAUCGUGGAAGAGCAGACAGAUGCUGUCGCCCGGGAGGAACGGACAGAUGCCGCCGCCCUUGACAAGCGAACAGAUCCCCCUGCAAUUGAUAGCUGCCACGAUGAUAAAGAAAGUGCGGAGAACUGCCAAUACACUGACAACAAGAGCUGCGGGGUUGAUGGCGGAUGUGGCGGUGAUGGUCAUAAUGGGAGCGGUGAUUAUGAUGGAAGCAGUGGUUACAAUGGGUUUGGUGACUUGCAGCUGGUGGAAACCACCGUCAUCGCGCUCACCUGGUUCUGCUCCCGACAAGUCUUUGACGCUUCAGGUCCCUUUGACGAGAGAGGGCCUGGCACACCAGAUGAUCUCAUGUUCUUCCACCAGCACUUGGGCAACGGCGGCUGGCUGGGCAAGGUGCCUCAGCCUCUAGUGACCUAUCGCUUCCACUCAGCAUCAGUGACGGGGUCAAGAGGGUGUCCCUGGGAAAGCAUCUGGUUGCAGCGAGUAAACCACCUGGAGGCGCGGCUACUCUCGGGGCCUGGCAGCUCUCGCUGGUCAGAAUUCACCAUCUGGAAUGCGGGCAAAGAGGGCAGGAGACUCUACCGCUCUCUUACUCUAUCGAACCAAGCCAAGGUAUGA
Closterium sp. Yama58-4 is the source of this 3048-nucleotide messenger RNA. The record is from the annotation of a GenBank genome assembly. NCBI's taxonomy places the organism in Eukaryota, Viridiplantae, Streptophyta, Zygnematophyceae, Desmidiales, Closteriaceae.